AGUACCUGGUCAAUGCGGACUCAUCUCUGCGACCAACCAAUUUCGCUGUAGCGAUUAAAUAACAAAAAAAAAAAUAGUUUCUGUUUUUGUCGACAUGAGUAUAUCUGUUGAUGUGCACGUGCUGUUUUUUGCCAAGUGCCGUGAAUUAGCUAAAACUACUCGCUCAACAUAUACAGUCCCAUCUGAUAUUAAAGCAUAUGAUUUGUUGGAGCAAAUUGUUUUAAGAUUUGGGCUCACGAACAUACGACAGAACUUAAUCAUAGCUCUUAACGAAUCAUACAUCGAAGACUUGAAUGAGAGUUUGGUUUUGAAGGACGGUGACGAAAUAGCUGUGAUACCGCCGUUAAGUGGAGGCUAAGCAAUUCAACAUGAACCACAU
Molecule: messenger RNA, 379 nt
Organism: Drosophila subobscura
Lineage: Eukaryota; Metazoa; Arthropoda; Insecta; Diptera; Drosophilidae
Gene: Mocs2A
Product: molybdopterin synthase sulfur carrier subunit
Exons: 1
Coding region: 95-358 (87 amino acids)
Biological process (GO): Mo-molybdopterin cofactor biosynthetic process
Cellular component (GO): cytosol
Source: RefSeq, a predicted model, not a curated record